Molecule: messenger RNA, 736 nt
Organism: Fulmarus glacialis (Northern fulmar)
Lineage: Eukaryota; Metazoa; Chordata; Aves; Procellariiformes; Procellariidae
Gene: FNDC4
Product: fibronectin type III domain containing 4
Exons: 7
Molecular function (GO): protein binding
Source: RefSeq, a predicted model, not a curated record
GGGGGCCUCCCCGUUUCCCAUCCGCGCCCCUCACCAGUCAGCAGCGGGUCCCGAGAGAGUGGGUGCCCCCGGGCAGGGAUGCUCCAGUGCUGUAGGCGUUCCUGCCUGCCUUCCUGCCUUGCUUUCUCGGGGCUGGUGUUUGGUAGGACACCGAGACAGGCCACCGUCCCCUGUCAACGUGACUGUGACGCAGCUGAAGGCAAACUCUGCCACAGUCUCCUGGGACGUCCCAGAAGGAGACGUGGUCAUCGGCUAUGCCAUCUUGCAGCAGCGGCAAGAUGGACAGAUGCAGCGCUUCAUCCGGGAGGUGAACACCACCAACCGGGCCUGCGUGCUGUGGGACUUGGCGGAGGAUGCUGAUUACAUCAUCCAGGUGCAGAGCAUCGGCCUGUACGGGGAAAGCCAGGCCAGUAAGCGUGUCCACUUCCGGACCCUGAAGGAGACCGACCGCCUCCCUUCCAACAGCUCCAACCAAGGUGACAUCACCAUGGAAGGGCUGGACAAAGACAGGCAACUGCAAACAGGCGAGAUUAUCAUCAUCGUGGCUGUGCUGCUCAUGUGGGCAGCCGUGAUCGCCCUCUUCUGCAGACAGUAUGACAUCAUCAAGGACAACGACUCCAACAACAACAAGGAAAAGACAAAGCCAUCCUCGGAGCACAGCACGCCAGAGCGACCGAGCGGAGGGCUGCUGCGGAACAAGAAGAAGUCUCCCUCGGUCAAUAUAAUCGAGGUGUAA